Messenger RNA from Dunckerocampus dactyliophorus (ringed pipefish), 4774 nucleotides. RefSeq names its product neurensin 1 (gene nrsn1). The transcript has 6 exons. Lineage: Eukaryota; Metazoa; Chordata; Actinopteri; Syngnathiformes; Syngnathidae. Gene Ontology annotation, cellular component: neuronal cell body; neuron projection; transport vesicle. Gene Ontology annotation, biological process: nervous system development. The record is from RefSeq and is a predicted model, not a curated record. The coding region runs from base 144 to 761 and encodes 205 amino acids.
GAGAGACUCUGAAUCAACCACACAGACAGAGAAGGGAGAGAGAGGGAGAGAGAGGUGACUUCAGAGUGAUGGGAGCCGGCUGAGCAAGCAGGAGCGAGUGAUCACUCUCCGAGCUGCUAAUGACAGGCAGACAGAUGUGAAGGAUGGCGUCUUGCUCAGAGAUCUGUGGGUCUGAGUAUGGUGAGCAAGCCCAAGUCAGCGGGAACUACCAGCAGUAUGGUGUCCGCUCCUACCUACACCAGUUUUAUGAGGAGUGCACAGCCUCCAUCUGGGAACGUGAUGAAGAUUUUCAGAUUCAGAGAUCACCUAGCAGGUGGAGCUCUUUACUCUGGAAGGUCUGUCUCGCGUUUGGCACUGUGAUCUUGUUUGCUGGCCUGAUUGUCAUCGUAGUGGGCUAUGCUACUCCGGCUAGGAUUGAAGCAUUUGGUGAAGAUGAUCUCCUUUUUGUGGACAGCCAGGCAGUCAGUUUCAACCGUGCACUGGAUGUUUGCAAACUGACUGGGGCUGUACUCUUCUGUGUGGGAGGCACGUCAAUGGCUGUCGGUUUCCUGUUGUCUGCGUUUGCCAAAAGCUACUCCAAAGAGGAAUUAUAUCUGCAACAAAAGUUUAAGGAAAGGCUGGCUGAUUUGCAUUCAACAGUUGGGACACCCAUAAUGAGAGCACCGACUCCCGGGGAAGGAAAGGUGCCAGUUACACUUUCCAAAGUCCAGAACAUCCAGCCGGUAACCCCCAAAACAGAGACUCGACAGCAGUCUGGCUGAAUGGGGGAUGCAAAUACUGUGUAUAUGUUGAGUACCGUAAUGGGAUACCGACUAUGGGUGAGUGUACAGUGGAUCCCCACACAUUCGACAUUGAGCAUUCAUGGCGCUGCAAAUUUGUGGAUCUUUGGUCCAAAAAAAUGUUAUUGAUUUUUUUUCAGAAAAUAGGUCGUUUUAAAAAAAACUAGGUCAGUAACAAUUUAUACCUACAUGAUAAUAUCGGUAAGAUGUACAGCAUACAUGUACCACUGCUUAAAAAGCCCCCAAUUUUUACAAGUUUAGAGUAUGUCUUUAUACUUCACUGAUAUUGUUUUUCAUCAAGUGUUGAGAUAUCAAUCACAUUUUGUUCGGCGUCCUUGAACGCUUCUUAGUUGCUGUGAGGUGCAAAAGUGAACUUAUAUAUAACUUCUACACCAUGACUCCAAUUCCAUCUGGUCAUCGAUCCUCUUAUAUUAUCAUUCAUUAGUGGUGAGUACCUCUAAUAAUUUAAAAUGCAUUUAAUAAGUGUAUGAGCAAUAUGAGAACCGAGGGAGGGCUCUGGAGCUGAAUCUGAUCUAAUAAUUACAACAAUCACACCUAUUGAAAACAUCAUAUCCAGAAUCGGAGGAGAACGUCAACGUCAAGCUAGCUGGAGGGUUUGGAGGGGGAGGCGGAGCGAACUGUGUGUGAAAAAUAGACAUUUUUACGGGUGUCUGAAUUACACGCAUAUUUUAGCCAUUUGCUGGUGGCCAUGGUGUAACCCACCUGCUUCAGCCAGCCCAGCUCAGGGCUUGAAAACAGCACCUUUGGAAUGGGAGUCAAGAGUGCUAACCGCAGAGCUAAAAACCUGGACAGUCAACUCAACAUUCAGCUCUGGUUUUAAGGCUGUGGUAGUGAUGUUUACUAACGUACACUUGCACAGCUGGCUGGCAUCUAUGACACUGGAACAUAAAAAGAGACGUGGGGAUCUACUGUAUACUAUAUGUCCAUAAAUGCAGAGAUGUUAUCACCUAAAAGGUCACCUUACAUGACAUGAGAGUGUCACUUUUCUCACUAUGUUUGACAUAAUUCAAUAUCAGGAUUACAAAGUUUAGAGCAGACAAAAAAAAUGAAGUUUCAUGUGUGCCAGACAUCUUUAUGCAUCAGAGAGGUUGUAAGCACUACCCACACAAAAAAGAAAACGACAAACAAAGCAACCUAAGAACAAAUCAAUAAAACACAGCUACUGAACAAGCUAACACUUUUCUUUUAAAUGGUGUCACAUUGUGUUUGAGGGGAGCAGCAGUUAUUAUUGAUGAUUAGCUUCCAUUUUAAAAAUGGUCAAAGCACUGAAGACAAACAGUCACAGUUUCACAAUAUAGAAGGCUAUUCAGGCUUUUGACUCGUAAAGUCACCAGAAUUAUACAGUAUACUGUACAUAUAAAGACAAGGAAAUGUUGGCCUCACCGGUUUGCGUCAGAUAAUUGAGAACCACUGGAGCAAAUUAGACAGGAUUAGUCGUAACAGCAUGCUUACAAUUCUCACAUUAUCUUCCACCUUGUCUUCUUCAGUAAAACCUCUGACUAGAUUUGUAAGUCCAAGCAAUAUAUUGAAAGUUAUAUUGGAUGACACUUCGUUAUGCAUCUUCCUUUGCCCCUGACGUUUGCAGACACGUAGGAACACAGGUUGUUUGAAAAAACAUGAAUAUUUUUCACAGUUCUAAAAUAAAAACGUUAGUCAUGGAGCACUACGGUAGAAAACCCAAAUUCUAUUGCAGGCUAAAAAACAGAGUAACAGUAACAGUGCAGUACAAUCAUGAUUCUUUUAUUAUCAUAAUACCAGUUGUAUGGUGUUUAAUUGGAUGCUUUGCUUUAAUGAAAACCUCACCUUAUUUUUUAUUUUGCCCAUCAUCCACAAUCCUUAUGUGAGACAUGAGCACACGUCUUUGUGUUUUCUGCGCAUUGUAAAUACUGAAAAACUGCUAGCACGAGGCAGCUAAUAAUGCAAUGUAAUUGGAAAUUACCUAUUCCGCUUCUAAAACCCUCUAUUAAAAUCUCUCUAUUUUAUCGUUUUAUAUACAGUAAUACAGUAUUUUGCCGUAUUUUGGUCAUUUUAUGCAUUACCGGAGCUUCCUUCUUGAGCGCAUUGAUUUCACAGAGCUCAUCAUAACGAACGCUCCUUUCGUCAACAACAGCAACAUAGAGAGAGCGUUUGCUACCACUAAUGAUGGCAGACUUUGUGAGAGCCGCCGCCAAUUACUACUUUUUACUUUUACACCCCGCAGGCGGAGAAUAAUGUUGCUGGGUGAUCGGCAGAUUCAGCUAUGGUGAAAGACUAAGCCAUUCUCACAGCAUUAGCAUGUAGCACUGGGACUAAACGUUUCAUUGACAAAAUAAAACCAUAAUAAAACAGUCACUUACAAUGUCCGCUCUUACUGGGAUACCGACUGAUGGGAUUGCUGUAUCUUUCAGCACAAGACUUGUGCUCCGCAUUGAGCUGGUCAAUUCAGCAUACUGUAGUCCUAAGGCAAAAAAAUGCUGAGAGCAAACAAGCAUUUAGCCAAGUCUUUCUAGCCAUGUGAGAGCCAGUAUCCACUGCUUCAGUCUGUCCGGAUGUUUAGUUGGUAGCGUGUGGAAUCUCAAAGUUGACCAACUUUUCAGCUUGUUGCCAGAACCUUCUACUAUACCCGUGUGAGGCCCAGCAUUAACUUUUCCAAACUCACAUGCAAUGCAGCAGCUCCAGUUGUUUAUUUUACCUCUCGGUCGUGGCCUGAGGCACUGUGUCACUACGUCAGAAAAGUAGCUCUUCUACGUUAGCUCCUACAAUAGCAAUGUCGCUGUAGCUUGGUUAAUAUGCAUGUCACGUUAUGUAAAUGGAACAUUGUUUGCAUUUUUUUGAGUUUUAUUUUUUUGUAGAGGGCUUUAUCGGUGGAAUAGGUGCUUCCCAUUACGUGUAUGUGCUUCUCUCUUUAGAUUGCACAGAAAAGGCAAAGACGUGUGUUCAUGUCUCACAUGAGGAUUGUGGAUGAUGAGCAAAAUUUUUAAAAAGUGGUUUGCCUUUAAGCCUGUCAGCACCCAUGCAUCGUUACUGUACACACUCAUAAAACAUGAAUGUGUGAUUAACAGAUUCAGAUAAACAGAAAAUUCCGACAAUCUGUGACAUCAAGCUUUACAUUGCUCAUUUCAAAUAUAUUUAAAAUUCCAAGCAAAACAGUGUCUGUUAACAGAUUGUGUUUGAAUUUGGAGGCUCCAAAGGUGCUCUUAAUUCUCAGUAGUUCCACUGUGUAACGUUGGUAAGAUGCAAGAAGAACAAGAUACACAGUAUGUUUUCUGGGAGUGGUUGGGAACGACACUAUUGUAAGAAUGGUUUGAGCAAUGCUGCUUUACAAUAAUAAUACAGAAGUUGCUUUCCAGUUGCCAUUUAGUUGUCUUUAUGUCAUUUUUUUGGAUCACUGGUGCAGGUCCCUUUAGCAAACCUGCAUUAGCAAUGACAAUGUUCAUGUAAGUUGACCUUUUACUAACAUUCACGCUGUCACGACCCCCUUUCUCCUUCACUCACCAAAUUCAAUAUUGUUUGUUUUCACACACACAUACACAAAGCUAUAGACAGUAUCUAUUCUAAUAAUCAAUAUUUUAAAUGUUACCCAAUCAUGCAUAAACUGCUAUUCUACUGUUCAAAACCACACACUAAGAUGUUAAAAAGGUUGUUCUAACACCUCCCCAUUGUAGCCAGAGUUAGCGAGUGAUCAAUAAAUGUGCUCACUAGUAGUUCCAUCCUGUGAAUUGUGUAUCAUUUUUAUUUAUACUUUCAUUGACCAAAGGCUGAUUUCUACAUUGAACAUAUUUUUGCUGUAACUAUCAACAAAGAUGUUAUUCCAGGUUGAAUCUUGUAAUUUAAUUAGACUUUCAGUGUGUCUCAUCAUGUACUGUAACUGUGCAUUCUCCAAUAGGAAAGGUAAAAUGCAUAAAUUACAACUGCAGUUAAGAACAGCAUAUAAAUAUCCAUCAUGCAGUAUGUCUAUUUUCAAAGAUAAUAAAAGUGAAAUAUUUGCAGGCCAA